This is a messenger RNA of Symbiodinium pilosum, 396 nucleotides long. NCBI's taxonomy places the organism in Eukaryota, Dinophyceae, Suessiales, Symbiodiniaceae. The record is from the annotation of a GenBank genome assembly.
AUGCAGGCGGAAGACCGCCGCUUCUUUGCCGGGCUGCUGCAGGAGAACUUCGAGGAUCUGCCCAGUGAGGCCUGCAGCGAGGAAGCGCUGCAGGAGGCGAAGCGUUGGCAGCGCUUCCUUCAUGAUGACGACGAGCACAUCAAGGUAGUGCGUGGGUUUCAGUCCGGCCGGCGAGAGUUCCGCACUCUGCAUGCGAUGUACCGGUCCGAGACGGGGGGAACGCCACCGUACCAUGGCCUUCAUCAGGAGACCGAGGCUUGCCUCAGAUUAUGCUUGCUCAAGUGCACAGAGGCAAGUAGAUGGACAGUCUGCUUGACUCUGCAUUCUGCACAUGGCUUUGUUGGAGAGUUUUCAUGCUCUGGUGCACUCUGCAAACCAGAGCAUCUGAGGUGCUAG